Molecule: messenger RNA, 357 nt
Organism: Ostertagia ostertagi
Lineage: Eukaryota; Metazoa; Nematoda; Chromadorea; Rhabditida; Trichostrongylidae
Source: the annotation of a GenBank genome assembly
AUGGCUGCCGGCACAGGGCCAGCCUAUAACAGCUAUCCGACCAUACCGACCCUCAGUAUUGGCAAGUGGUAUUGUCUGACGGCUACUUAUGACGGCGAUACGUUGAAGGGAUAUAUCGACGGUAACCUGAUCUAUGCUAAAAAGUGGGCAAACCAAUAUCCGAACUACGGCUCUGCUGCCCACCUGUAUAUCGGCUUGUCCGGCACCAUGGUCAAUAAAUAUCGUUUUAACGGUAUUAUGGAUGACUGUCAGAUCUGGGACGGAGCGCUGUCCCCUGCGCAGAUCAGCACCAUGUGCGGCACCGUUCCGCCUACGUAUUGCAGCUGCCCGCCACGCACACCCCCGAAUAAGAGAUAA